Molecule: messenger RNA, 777 nt
Organism: Hevea brasiliensis (rubber tree)
Lineage: Eukaryota; Viridiplantae; Streptophyta; Magnoliopsida; Malpighiales; Euphorbiaceae
Product: enhancer of rudimentary homolog
Exons: 4
Coding region: 158-466 (102 amino acids)
Source: RefSeq, a predicted model, not a curated record
UAUAUACCAUAGAAACUCCUGAGCUCUUCUUCAAAAGUCAAUUCUCUCUCUAUAUUUCUCUCUCUAUAUUUCUCUCUCUCUCUCUCUGCGUGUAGAGCUGAAGCAAAGAAUCCAUUCUUGCUCUUGCUAUUGAAGCCAUCGUACUGACAAUUUUCGCAUGGCAAAUAGGCAUACCAUCAUUCUGAUGCAGACCUCUCAAAAUAGAUCGACUAGAACAUUUAUGGAUUAUGAUUCGAUAAGUCAAGCUAUGGAUGGUAUAUGUGGACUAUAUGAAAGAAAACUUAAGGAACUAAAUCCAGCCAUCAGAAAUAUCACUUAUGACAUUGCAGAUCUCUACAAUUUCAUUGAUGGCCUUGCAGACAUGAGUGCUUUAGUUUAUGAUCACUCAAUUCAGGCAUAUCUGCCAUAUGAUAGACAGUGGAUAAAACAGCGGACAUUUCAACACCUUAAGAAAUUGGCGCACUAGAUGAAACGCUUACUGACCAUAUUAUCUAAUUUCUACCAAAGUUUUUUGUAGAAUUAAAUCCAUCUGCAAAGUGCAUAUUUGAAUUGUCAUUUUCAUUUUGGGUUUGGCUCUCAAUCCCAACUUGUUUGAUGUGGCAAUUGUAUCCUCUCUUUCCUUCUCGCUUCUAUGUGCCUAUAUGAGUGAUAACACUGGCUGUUCUAUGCUAAAUUUCUGAUGAGAAUUUAUUGUUGUUUAUUUGGUCAGUGUAUCCUUUUGACGAAUAUUAUUGUUUACGAGGUUUGACCUGGUAAAUAUAUUGGUUGUUGCAUGUA